AGGAAACAGAAGUCACUGGAAAGCGAGAAUUUGAUAUGAAGAAUAGUUAACUAGGCAUAGCAUAGUUAAUCAGUCACUGAAAAGUCAGAAAGAGGACACGGGGUCAUCUUGAAUGUAGCAACUGCAGGAGGCCCAAUGACCGCAGGGCUCGUGGGACGGACCUGGGAGGAGAGGCCAGGUGGACGCAGGACCUGGGUCUCUGGGACCAGGCGUGGCCGGCUGGUGUGUGUGUCUCUGAAAUGGACACCAGGCAGCCGGCCCUGCAGUGUGGGAAGAUGCUAACUGGCCUCAGCUGCUACCGGGAAGCGGGCACUGCUACCAGGGUGAGGAAGCAUGGCUGGGUGACCCUCUGAGCAACAGCUACAAGUAAGGAACCCAAAAAAUCAAACUUCUAGAAAGAGCAGGCCCGACUCUGCCAGCCUAUGAGAACACAAAGAUCCAUAGGACACAGAUGUGUGUGUUUCCAGUGAAGGAGGCAGGCAUCUAAAGAAAACUUGGCGAUAGCAUGCGAUGAAUACUCAACAGCCUGGAAGGGGCCCAGCAGAAGUGCUAAUUACCUGUCUGAGCGCGUAAGAGGCAGAAAUGAGAGCAAGAAAAGGAAAGUGAAAAAACAUGUUCCUGUCAUCUCCACUCUGUCGCGGGACGUCUCCCCGCCCUGCCGGGCUCCCGCCCACUGAGCCUGGGUCUCUGACCCUCCCGUCCUGGUCUCUCUGAGCCCCAGGCCCGAGGAGUUACGACUUGGGCAGUGUGGCUUCUCAGUUUUCUGCCAUAGAAAGAGUUGCCCCGUGGCUGGUCUGCGCAUCUCACCUCCGCCUUCCACCGUGUGUCCUUGACUGAAGAUGGGAGGUUUGUUGUAAAGAUCAAGCAACGCCACGUAUGUGAAAGCACCUGAAAACUAUCAAGCGGCCUUCAAAUGUGAAGUAUUAGACUCUCUGCCUUUUUCCUUGUUUUUCUGGAGUCAUUUUCAGUGUUUGGCUUGUGCGUGAUGGCAGAAGGCACUUACAAUGGAGCCCCGGGUGACGAAGAAGCCGGCAGAGGGGCUCAGAGCUGCGAGGGCCGCGACAGCAAACAGGCAAAGGGCUUCUCGGCGCUUCCGACGGCCCGGGUGGGGACCGCGGGGCUUUCACCACUGGCGGCGGCGGGAGAGCGGCCAGGGUCCUGAGCGCUCGUGGCGGGUCGAUCCGGGCGAAGGCCUCGGGGGGCGAGGGCGGCGGCCCCACAGCCCGCGCACCCUGCGGCAGCAUUACCGGAGGAGGGAGGGUCCCGUGCGCCGGGGAGCCGCAGCGGCGGAGGGCGCCCGGGGCGGGGGCCGCGAGUUGGGCCGCGGCGGGCCGGGCGGGCAGCUCGCGGCCGCUGCACGGCGCCUCCCAGGCCCUCCCUGCGCUCCCCACCCCUUCCCUCCGCGCGCCGCGCCGGCCCCGACAGGAGCGGCCCGAGCCGCGCUGGCCGAGCAGGCCCGACGCGCACCCAGGACCGGGGCCGCCGCCCUCCCCGUCUCCCUGGGACGGCAUCGGCCCCCCGCUCCCCAGGAGCAGCACGCGGGCGGCCGGGACGUCCCGAGGAGGCCGGCCGCCCGCGGCCACGUCCCGGCCCGGCCCAGGCGCGCGGAGGAGAGGAGCCCGGGGCCGGCGCUCGCUCGCACUCCCUCCCGGACGCGCCGGCGCCGCAGCCUCGAGGGCCUGCGCCUCCCCCGGCCGGAGCUUCCCGCGGCGCUCGCAGCUUCCCUCCGCUCCUGCCGCGGCGCGCGAGCUCCCAUCAGGUCCCCCCGGCCCGGCCCCAACAUGCUGGACGGCCUGAAGAUGGAGGAGAACUUCCAAAGCGCCAUCGAGACCUCGGCCUCCUUCUCCUCGCUGCUGGGCAGAGCGGUGAGCCCCAAGUCUGUCUGCGAGGGCUGUCAACGGGUCAUCUCGGACAGGUUUCUGCUGCGGCUCAACGACAGCUUCUGGCACGAGCAGUGCGUGCAGUGCGUCUCCUGCAAAGAGCCCCUGGAGACCACCUGCUUUUACCGGGACAAGAAACUCUACUGCAAGUACGACUAUGAGAAGCUGUUUGCCGUCAAAUGCGGGGGCUGCUUCGAGGCCAUCGCGCCCAACGAGUUUGUUAUGCGGGCCCAGAAGAGCGUGUACCACCUGGGCUGCUUCUGCUGCUGUGUCUGCGAGCGGCAGCUCCAGAAGGGGGACGAGUUCGUCCUGAAGGAGGGGCAGCUGCUCUGCAAAGGGGACUACGAGAAGGAGCGCGAGCUGCUCAGCCUGGUGAGCCCAGCGGCGUCAGACUCCGGCAAAAGUGAUGAUGAAGAAAGUAUUUGCAAGUCAGCCCAUGGAACUGGGAAGGGAAGUGCUGAGGACGGCAAGGACCACAAGCGCCCCAAGCGCCCCAGAACCAUCUUGACGACCCAACAGAGGAGAGCAUUCAAGGCCUCGUUUGAAGUGUCCUCCAAGCCGUGCAGGAAGGUAAGGGAGACCCUGGCUGCAGAGACAGGGCUGAGUGUCCGGGUCGUCCAGGUGUGGUUCCAGAACCAGAGAGCUAAGGUGAAGAAGCUGGCCCGGCGGCAACAGCAGCAGGAACAGCAGGGCGGCCGGAGGCUGAGCCCGGCUCAGACAAAUGGUGGUGGGAGUGCUGGGAUGGAGGGCAUCAUGAACCCCUACACGGCUCUGCCCACCCCGCAGCAGCUUCUGGCCAUUGAGCAGAGUGUCUACAGCUCCGAUCCCUUCCGACAGGGCCUCACCCCACCCCAGAUGCCUGGAGACCACAUGCACCCCUACGGUGCUGAGCCCCUUUUCCACGACCUGGAUAGUGACGACACUUCCCUCAGUAACCUGGGUGACUGUUUCCUAGCAACCUCAGAAGCCGGGCCCCUGCAGCCCAGAGUGGGAAACCCCAUUGACCACCUCUACUCCAUGCAGAAUUCGUACUUCACCUCUUGAGUCUUCCCCAAGAGUGCUGUGGCUGGGCCUCUGUGUGGAACAACCCUGUUGCAUGAGGGGCGGCUGGCUUUAGGACGGGGAGGUCAGGGAGGAGGGAGGUGGGGGCAGGAAUGCUGUUGUGCAACCAUACGGUGUAGUUCGGCAUUUCCAAAGACUGAACGCAUUAUGAAGUGCAUAGUUUAAUGUUUCUAAUAAGAGUCUUAGUGUUAGGUAUGAAGAUGUGUUUAUCACUGAGGACAGAGAUUUUAAUAUUCUCUUGUAAACUAGAUAACUAGAGACCCCAACAGCUUCCCACCGUUUGGAGGAGGCUCUUGUUAAGAGGUGCAUAUGUCUACCCGUCCAUAUAUCCAUAGACAGACAGACAGACCGACGUGUGCGUGAGUGUGUAACCAUUCAUACUUUGUCAUCAAAGUUUAUUCCUCACCGUAACAGGCACCAAACUGUACAGCAAAAGUAACUUUAUUUUCAGUGUGAACUAUAUUUAAGGAAAUGCUUGAUGCACUUAAGUUAUAAAAUGAGAUGAUUUACUUUUAGAAACUUUAUUUUUAGUGUGAAGAGAGUUGUCUACAGGGCAUGGAGGGCUGCUCCACCUCCGCCGGUAGCGCUGAGGACUUGAGCUAAUUUUGUUUUUGGAGAGUGUGGCCGGCAGCGUUCUCGUCGGGGCUCACUCCCCCUGGGGUUGGAUCCCUGGGCUCGGGUGGGGCAGAACAACCCCCGGUCAUGGUCUCAGAAAAUGCAAAGCCUACGUUUUGGCUUUCUUUUAAAUUCUGACACGGGCUUGGCGGGCUGCACUAGGAAAGUCAGUUCUACUGUGGACCUUAAGCAUCUGUGAGUGUGGAAUGAGGCUCAUCAUAUGUACCUACCUCACUUGGGGGACCCCGAGGCUGAAUUCACACCUGGACACAUGAGCGGGACUGAGACUAAGAGCUGGUGCUUGCUUCAAACACACACAGACCAGUCACUGGGCAAAGGAGAAGCAGGGCUGCAGAGCAGAAGGGCUCCUUGCGCCGAGGCUGGAGGGCAGCUCUACCCACCGCGGUGCCUUCUGCAAAGCCUGGGCUGCAGAUUAUAGCCCGGGAGAGCUCAGGGGGUGUUGGAGGCCUUCGGUGGGGAGGAGGCGAUGGGGGAGGGCACCAUGGUGGUCCAGACCACCAGGGCUUGGCAAACUACAGCCUGCAGGCCUGUGUUUUAUGGCCUGCCAGCUAAGAAUGGUUUUCUACAUUUUUAAGGGUUGUAAAAAAUGGAAAAGAACAGAAGCAUAUGUGACAGAGUGUAUGUGGCCCUGGAAGCCUGAAAUAUUUACUAUCCAUACUGUCUGGCUCUUCUCAUAAAAGGUUUGUGGGCUCCUGUUCUACAGGGUCUGCUUCUAAACGGCCUCCUGGAGCUCGUAGAGGCGGAGGGACUCCAGGUGGAACCCCAGGCCUGCUCCUUCCAGUCUGCUUUGCUGACCUUGAGCACGGAAACCCAGCUGCCAUUGCACACAGGGACGGUCCCCCACCCUGGUCUCCACUGUGGUGCUAGGACAGGCUCCUUCUGUGCUGGGAGCUCCUGUCGGGAAGCGGAGCUGGCAGGGAAGGCGGAGGCCAGCCUGGACUCUCUGCGGGCGGCUCGGGCUCAGCCUCACCCCUGGAGUGUCUUUGGCUUCAGAGUCCCGGACGCAGAGGCCCUUCCCCUCUCACUCCCCGCAAAACCAGAGGGAGCACCCCUCCCAUGGUAGGGUCUGCAUUGUGUGAUUUCUGUGCUCUUGUUUAUAACUUGUGCAAACCACCAAGACACCCAGACCAGUCUGGUGAGUGAAAACUGUGCAGUGCCAUGUGGCUCUGCAAGCUGCCGAGCUAAAGGCCAUUGGAGAAUGAACACAGCAGAUAUUAUGUGAGUGAGCACCAUAGAGCCCCUUCUUCCUCUCCUUAAUGGCGUGCCAAGAUGAAAUUAAAAACCUCUUACAAAUGAGCUGUUGUUUAUUCAGGGGCAGGGAUGGUGGGCACACAACCAGGGGGAUGUGGGUGUUUGUCAACAGGGGCAUGGGGAUGAGCUUACAGUGAAGUGUGGCAGAACCUAAGGGGGACGGGGUCUUCAGCCUCCAGCCAGGAUGAAUUUGAAGAUUCAGCCUUUACACAUUCAUGCAGGAGGUGCUGGAAGCAUCCCAUCCUCACCGUCUAGCUCCCUCCAGGCAGAGGAGUUUGCAGCUUGCAUUGUGAGAACCUUGGCUUGGAAAGCAGAGCAGAGCCACGGAGUGGGAGAGAUCCCUCGUGGUGGCCCGGAGACAGGUGCCUGGCCAGGAUGGGGGAGCGUGGCAACAGGCAGUGGUCUCCCCAAUAGGUCCUCCCCGUGUUCUCACCAGCUGUAGGUGGGAUGUAUGCGUGGG
Manis javanica (Malayan pangolin) is the source of this 5289-nucleotide messenger RNA. NCBI's taxonomy places the organism in Eukaryota, Metazoa, Chordata, Mammalia, Pholidota, Manidae. The record is from RefSeq and is a predicted model, not a curated record.